Orbicella faveolata is the source of this 1491-nucleotide messenger RNA. Its product is annotated as netrin-1-like. Gene Ontology annotation, biological process: animal organ morphogenesis; tissue development. The record is from RefSeq and is a predicted model, not a curated record. Lineage: Eukaryota; Metazoa; Cnidaria; Anthozoa; Scleractinia; Merulinidae.
GUCAAGCAUUCUUGAUGUUGAAACAAAGAAAAUUACAACCGUGAAGGAGGUUUGGAUAUUCCGUCUUAAUUAGCAUAGAUUUUGACGAUUUUACUUCUCCAUUUACACCUUAGUUUUUCAGGUAUCGAUUGAGAAGAUAUAUCAAACACUCGAGACAGUGUUUUAUCGGCUAUCUUCGCAAGGGCAAUUGGAAUACACAAAGAAAAGUCAAAACUCGCGCAUGCUUAUUACGUUUUUCCGCUCUAAAAUUCUGUAGGAUAAGUCUUGGCAUAUUCCUUGUACUUCUGCUUACUCAAACGUGAGGAUUACAGAAGUUUAUCAGCUCUAGAUUACAAAACUGGUAAUUGCAGUUGGCAGUUGAGCAGGUGGCAGUUUUGAAUGGAAAUGCGGCAAAUUCUGAAGCGCCUCUUUUGUCAGCCUGGUCUAAGCUUUGCCAUUUUUUGUUUACUUGCAAAUAUUUUUGCAGCUCAGCUUGUUUCGUGCCAGGAUUCGUGUCGUAGCGGACCUUGUUACCCGCCGCCUGCAAAUCUUUCUGGAGAUUUCAAUGUAACAGCGAAUUCAACUUGUGGAGACCCGCCAGAACAGUAUUGCGUCAUGUUGGACUGCACUAAAGUCUGCAACGCGACAGACCCAAAUAACAAGCAUCCGGCGAGUUUUGUUGACGAUCCCUCUGCCGAUGGCAAGUUCUGGAAAUCUAAGAACUUCGAGUACCCUGUUGCGUUACAGGUCGACUAUGGAAGAACUUUUAUGCUUUAUCGGUCUGUGGUGACAUUUUACCACGCACUGCCUGCAGCGAUGUACCUUUUGAAGUCGAAUGAUUCGGGAAGAACCUUCAGUCCCAUAAGGUACUUUGCAACGAACUGCACGGUGUUUUUCAACAUGCCGGAAACACCAGAAAACGAGACGGAAGGUUUGAAAGUUCAAUGCUUUAAGAUAGACCCUGACACUAACCCUAAUUUACAGCUUUUUUAUUCUCCAUUACGUGAUGCAGCUGAAGCACAGAAUAUUGUCAACGACAUAAAGAAACAGUCUGUCUUCCUCAUGACAAAUAUAAAAAUGGUAUUAGUGGCAUACAUUACACCAAGUGGUUUGGACCUUGCGUCGGUCUCAGAAUCAUUGAAAAGGAGUUUUUACUUUGCCGUGUCAGACUGGGAUUUGUUAGCUUCAUGCCACUGCAAUGGACAGGCUCCGGAGUGUGAUCCAGAUGUAAGUGUAGCGAGGAGAUUUCUGAAUAAAUGAAUGACCUUACCCUGAAGGAUGAAAUUACAUGUGUAAAAUUAUUGGGUUUUUUUUGAGAAUUGAAUCUCCCCACAUGCCCUGAUUCUUUAUUAUUAUUAUUAUUAUUAUUAUUAUUAUUAUUAUUAUUAUUAUUAUUAAAGAUUCGCACAGCUACUGAUGAUAUUGAAGCUGGUUUCGUCAUUGGCUCCGGGCAACAACAAGUUGCCUAGGGAAGCCAAGAAACACCCCUUGUUUGCUUUUUCUCUUAUUAUU